AGGAAAGAGGGUGAUGAUAAGAGUCACAGGAACUUGUUUGGAGUUUGCACUGGGUCAUUGUCAUCUGGGGACUCCUAAAUAUGUGCAGAGAAUAAUUAUAUUCUAAAGAUCUAGGAGGGUCUAUUAAGUGGGGGGUUGCCAUAACAACGCGUUGGCAGGAUAUUGCCUAGAUACGGCAUAAUGGGUCUCCUGACACAACUUGGUCUGCUCCUGUGGAAGAACUUCACUCUCCGGAAGAGACAAAAGGUGCGUCUGGUGGUGGAGUUGUUGUGGCCUCUCUUCCUGUUCUUAAUCCUCGUCAGGGUGAGAUCAACCAAUCAACCCAUUUAUCAGGGCGGAUGUCAUUAUCCAAAUAACGCCAUGCCGUCCUCCGGCUUGCUGCCUUGGCUUCAAGGCAUGAUGUGUAACAUAGGCAACCCCUGUGUAAACCAUCCCACGCCAGGAGAAGCACCAGGACAAGUCAACAACUUCAACAAUUCCAUAAUUGCUGGGAUGUUGAUCGAGCUGCAGUCACUUCUGGCAAACAGAUCCAAAUUCCAGAGGCUUUCAGAGGAUGUGGACCAUUGGGCUUUGAUUAUACAGACAUCUAACCCUGCAAACGGUCAGCCCAUUCCUCUGAGAAGUAUCCUAAAUGACAAUGAAAUGUUCACCGCGUAUCUGAAGAAGAACUUGUCCAUGCCAUUGACAGUAGUCAACAGUCUGAUGAACUCAAAUAUUCACCGGAAUGAGAUGAUGGGCAUUUCAAGGCAGGACGACCUGAGAACCACCCUCUGCAAUGGAACAACACUUGAUAGAUAUGUGGAAUUCACCAGCGCGUCUGACAAGGAGGCCUUUCAGAACGUCAGCUGCUCCCUCCCAGCACAACAGAUGAGACGAGCCAAGGAAGUUUUCCUACAAAACCUGAAUACAAGCAAGAUGCUCACCAACUUACCUUUGGAUGUGAAUCCGGCAGAGACAUUUGGAUUAGUGGGGAGAACUACAGAAGAUGCGUUACAUGUGAUUGAUGAGGUGAACAAGUUGCAGAACUCAAUGCUGUUCAAGUCCGCUAACACGCUGGAUUUCAGAGCGGAUGCGUUAGGUAGUCUGAACAUGCUACUAUGUGGCAAAGCUCCAGACUCCAACUCCAGAAAUACCACCAUGAAUUUCUCUGCCUCUGGACUGACGAGGAAUUACACAGAAAACAGUGAAUUAUCUGAUUCCAGGAACCGCAAUUCCAGUGCCUUCUGCAAAAUAUUGAUUGAUACUAUUGAGGGAACUCCUGGCCUACAUGUUGUCUGGAGUAUGUUUCGGCCCCUAAUCCAAGGGAAGGUCCUCUACACCCCUGACACACCUGCCACUCGACUAAUGGUCAAAGAGGCAAAUAGCACAUUCAAUGCAUUGGCCAUGAUACAAGAGCUGGCAAAUGCUUGGGAGGAUUUCGGACAUCUUGUUUGGGACUACUUUCAAAAUGGCCGCCAAAUCACUACACUGCGGGCCCUGCUGGAUAACCCUGUGUUUGUAGCCUUGCUCAACCAACGGCUCAAAGGCACAAGAUGGACGGCAGAACUGCUCGCCAACUUCCUGUACAAUGGGCCCCCCGAGGGUCGCCCCACGGGCAUGCCGCCGAAUGACUGGCGCAACGCGUUCAACACCACAAGCCAAAUCCUGGAUCUCCUGAAGAAGUUCAUUGGGUGCUUGAACCUGGAUAAGUUUGAGGCUGCCGACAGUGAGAGACAUCUCAUGACUAGAGCCUUGGAGCUACUAGAGAGCAAUAGGUACUGGGCUGGUAUCGUUUUCGAAGACCUCAACCCUGCCGCCAGCCACCCCCCUCCUUACGUCAAGUACAAGAUCCGCAUGGACAUUGAUAAGGGGGAGCGUACGAAUAAGAUCAAAGAAAGGGGAUGGACUCCUGGGGCCCGUAGCAACUCCUUUAACGACCUGCGCUAUAUAUGGGGAGGCUUCGCCUAUCUGCAGGACAUGAUGGACCAUGGCAUAAUACGGGCACACACAAACAAAUCCCAGCCGCUCGGCGUGUUUGCCCAGCAAAUGCCAUAUCCCUGCUAUGUGGACGAUGUGUUCCUCCGCUCGCUGGCACGCUCCCUGCCCCUGUACAUGACCAUAGCCUGGAUCUACUCGGUGGCAAUGAUCGUGAAGGGCAUCGUUAUGGAGAAGGAGGCGCGUCUGAAGGAGACAGUGAGGAUGAUGGGGCUGAGGAACUCCACCUACUGGCUGAGCUGGGCCGUGUCCAGCAUGCUGCCGCUGGCUGUUAGUGCUCUCCUCCUCACCCUCAUCCUCAAGUAUGGGAAGGUGCUGCAGUACAGCGACCCCUCUGUGAUCUUCGUUUUCAUGCUGGUCUUCUGCGUGGCCACCAUCAUGGAGUGUUUCUUUAUCAGCGUGUUCUUCUCCAAGGCCAACCUGGCGGCGGCGUGCGGGGGCCUCAUCUACUUCGUCCUCUACCUUCCGCACCUCCUCUGCUAUGCCUGGAGGGACGUCUUGGGGUUCCAGGUCAAAAUCGCUGUGAGUUUGCUGUCGUGUGUGGCCUUCGGGUAUGGCUGUGAGAACUUCGCCAAGUAUGAGGAGCAGGGCAUCGGUAUCCAGUGGAGUAACAUUGCCCAAAAUCCUGAGGGAGAUCGGUACAGUUUCAUCGUGUCCAUCAUCAUGAUGCUCAUCGACGCCCUCAUCUACUGGCUGCUCACGUGGUACAUCGAGAACGUCUUCCCAGGCCAAUAUGGAAUAGCCAAGCCGUGGUCCUUCCCUUUCAUGGCCUCCUAUUGGUGCGGGAUGUCUGCGGUGCCCAACGCUGACCCUAGUCAGUUCAAGGAUCCCAUGGAAUACAAUGAUUAUUUGGAAAAGCCACCACCCAAUAUGAAGGCAGGAGUCUCAAUCAGGAACCUUGUGAAGAUCUAUAAAACGGGAAAAAAGCUUGCUGUGGAUGGACUUAGUGUGGACUUCUACGAGAAUCACAUCACCUCUUUCCUUGGUCACAAUGGCGCAGGAAAAACAACCACUAUGUCGAUCUUGACGGGACUGUUCGCUCCAACAUCGGGGACCGCUCUCAUAAAUGGUUACGAUAUCCGCACGGACAUGGACACCAUUAGGAAGCAUCUGGGAAUGUGCCCUCAGCACAACGUCUUGUUCAAUGACCUUACAGUAGAGGAGCACAUCUACUUCUAUGCCAGAUUAAAGGGUCGAAGCCGUGAUGAAGUGAAAACGGAGAUGGACCAAAUGAUCAAGGAUGUAGGGCUGCUGCACAAACGCAAGGAACUUGCCAAGAACCUGUCAGGGGGAAUGCAAAGGAAACUGUCGGUGGCCAUCGCAUUCGUGGGAGGAUCCAACAUCGUCAUCCUGGAUGAACCCACAGCAGGGGUGGACCCGUACGCCCGGAGAGGGAUAUGGGAACUUCUGUUGAAGUACAAAAAAGGUCGCACAAUCAUCCUCUCCACUCAUCACAUGGAUGAGGCCGACAUCUUGGGAGACCGCAUUGCCAUUAUCUCUCACGGCAAGAUGUGUUGUUACGGCUCCUCCCUGUUCCUGAAAAAAUACUUUGGCAGUGGCUACUACCUCACUCUGGUCAAGGCCGGAAAUGAGCAAAUUACCAACGAGCGCAGCGGAGUCAAGCAGGGACAGGAGAAAGAGGAGACGGAUGAGACCUUGAGGAGAACCAGUCUGGAUGAAGGGAUUGCAAGCCAGAACUGGAGCAACUCUGACCCCACAGAGCUUACAGCUGUCAGUAAGCUGGUGCGUCGGCAUGUUCCCGAGGCAGUGUUCCUGGAGAGCAUCGGCCAGGAGAUCACCUACAUCCUGCCUUACAGCGGGGCCAAGGAUGGCACCUUCGCCCUCCUCUUCAAAGAGCUGGACCUGGAGAUGGCUGACAUUGGCUUCACCAACUACGGCAUCUCGGAUACCACACUAGAGGAGAUUUUCCUCAAAGUGGCGGAGGACACAGGUGUGGAUGUGGAAAUUCCAGAUAACAAAGCACCUUUGGUAAGAGACAAGACAAGAAGUUCAAGGGAAUCCAAGCGGCAACGGCAAAGCCUGACCAAUGUAGGGAACACUUCAGACAAAGUGACUGGGAAAAGGGCUGAAGUGAAAGCCAAGUUCACAAGCAGAGUGGAGGAUGUGGAGAGAGUUGCCAAUGUGAAUGGGAAGGGCUCCAGUGUGAUAAUGGGAUGGAAACUAAUCCGGAGACAAUUCCUGGCCCUCUUCAUCAAACGUUUCCACCACGCACGCAGGAGCCGCAAAGGCAUCAUUGCUCAGGUGAUUCUGCCAGCUGUCUUCGUCUGCCUGUCUCUCAUCUUUUCCGUCAUCAUUCCCCCUUUUGCGGAGUACCCUAAUCUGGAGCUGCAGCCAUGGAUGUACGGGCUGCCCCAGAUGACAUUCUACAGCAAUGAUGGACCACCAAAUAAUACAGAGGUUGCUCACGUGGUGGACUCUUUGGUGAACAAUCCUGGGUUUGGGACUCGCUGCAUGGCUAACAACCCUAUACCGAAUCUCCCGUGUGUCCCCAUUGAUUCUAAAUGGACCACUCCCUCAGUGGAACCCUCUAUCAACAACAUCUUAAUCAACGGGACCUGGAGCAUGGCCAACCCUUCCCCUAACUGCCAGUGCAGCACUCCUCAAAAGACUAUCAUGCUGCCAGAUUGCCCACCUGGAGCCGGGGGGCUGCCUCCCCCUCAGAGGAUCCAGAAUACUACGGACACACUACAGGACCUGACAGGGAGGAACAUGUCAGACUUCCUCUUGAAGACGUAUGAGAAAGCAGGCAAAAAAAGGUACGGAGGGAUUUCCGUUGGAGGAGUUAACUCCCAAGUCAGGAUGACUGAACCGGAAAUUGAAGCUGUAAUCAGGGAUUUGAAAAGCCUAUUCAAUUCCCCCCAGGAUAACACGACUGAGCAGAUCCUUCUGAACGCCGAGACGCUCCUGAAAGAGCUGGGGACCAGGGAUAACGUCAAGGUGUGGUUCUACAACCAAGCGUGGCACGGGAUCGUUUCAUUCCUCAACGUGGCCAACAACGCCAUCCUGAGGGGCAACCUGCCUACGGGCCAUGACCCCAGGGAGUACGGCAUCUCCUCCUCCAGCCACCCUCUCAACCUCACCAAGGUGCAGCUCUCCUACCAGGCACUUGCUGCCACCUCCACCGAUUUGGUGGUGUCCAUCUGUGUCAUCUUCGCCAUGUCCUUUAUCCCAGCGAGCUUCGUCCUCUUCCUCAUCCAGGAGCGUGUCAACAAAGCCAAGCACUUGCAGUUUGUCAGCGGCGUCAACCCGGCCGUCUAUUGGGUCGCCAACUUCGCCUGGGAUAUAUGUAACUACAUAGUCCCGUGUCUAAUAGUCAUCAUCAUCUUCCUGUGCUUCCAACAAAAAGCCUAUGUGUCCCCUCCUAACCUACCAGCUUUGGUUUGGCUACUUGUAAUGUAUGGGUGGUCUAUCACACCCAUGAUGUACCCAGCCUCGUUUAUCUUCAGUGUCCCCAGCACGGCCUACGUGGUGCUGACCUGCGUCAACCUCUUCAUCGGCAUCAAUGGCAGCUUGGCCACCUUUGUCAUGGAGCUGUUCGAUGAUGAUAAAAUCUCGCACAUCAAUGACAUUGUGAAGCAGGUGCUGCUGAUUUUCCCGCACUUCUGUCUGGGUCGAGGGCUCAUCGACAUGGGCAAGAAUCAGGCCAUGGCCACUUUAUUUGAAAGCUUCGGGGAAGACCGUUUCCAGGACCCCCUCAGCUGGGACAUGGUGGGGAAGAACCUGUGUGCCAUGGCCAUCCAAGGGGCAGUCAUGUUCACCAUCACUCUCCUUAUCCAGUAUAAAUUCUGCUACAAACCCAGACUGAUUUCUGGAAAGUCAUUCUCCAAGGAGGACGAAGAUGUGGAUGUCGCUCGGGAACGUGCACGCGUCCAUGAAGGCGGUGCCGAGAAUGACUUGUUGAGAAUCUGCGAUCUCUCUAAGGUGUACUCAGGGAAGAACAUUCCUGCUGUGGACAGGGUGUGUUUGGGUGUUCCAGCCGCUGAGUGCUUUGGACUGCUAGGGAUUAACGGGGCAGGAAAAACAACCACCUUCAAGAUGCUGACGGGGGACAUCGCCGUCUCCGGAGGAGAGGCCUUCCUAAACAGAUACAGCGUACGGACAGAGAUGAGGGACGUUCACCAGAACAUGGGCUACUGCCCGCAGUUUGACGCCCUCAACGACCUUCUCACCGGACGAGAGCAUCUGGAGUUCUACGCCAGACUACGAGGCGUACCGGAGAAGGAAGUCACCAUGGUGGCAGAGUGGGGCAUCCAGAAGCUUGGCCUGGUCAAAUAUUCCAACAAGGCAGCCGGUACCUACAGCGGAGGGAACAAACGCAAGCUCUCCACUGCCAUGGCUCUGAUUGGUUGUCCUCCUGUGGUAUUCCUGGACGAGCCAACGACAGGGAUGGACCCCAAAGCCAGACGCUUCCUGUGGGACUGUAUCCUGAGUGUCAUCAAAGAGGAACGCUCGGUCAUCCUAACAUCACACAGCAUGGAGGAGUGUGAGGCCCUGUGCACACGCAUGGCCAUCAUGGUGAAUGGACAGUUCAAGUGUCUGGGCAGCAUCCAGCAUCUCAAGAGCAGCUCUCUCUACCUCCUCAUCUGUCUCUCUCUCUCUCCCCUCAUCUCUCUCCCCCAUCUCUCUCUCUCCCCUCAUCUCUCUUUCCAUCUCUCUCUCCGUCUCUCUCCUCAUCUCUUUCUUUCUCCCCAUCUAUCUCUCCUCUUUCUCCCCAUCUCUCUCUCUCAUCUUCCCUUCUCCCAUCUCUCUCUCUCCCCAUCUCUUUCUCCUCAUCUCCCCCUGUUGCCUCUCAUCGCUCUCUCUCUCUCUCUCUCCCCAUCUCUCUCUCUCCCCCAUCUCUCUCUCUUCCCAUCUCCCUCUCUCUUCCCAUCUCUCUCUCUCUUCCCAUCUCUCUCUCUCUCCCCAUCUCUCUCUCUCUCCCCAUCUCUCUCUCUAUCUCCCCAUCUCUCUCCCUCUCUCCCCAUCUCUCUCCCUCUCUCCCCAUCUCUCUCCCUCUCUCCCCAUCUCUCUCUCUCCCCAUCACUCUCUCCUCAUCUCUCUCCAUAUCUCUCAGCCCAUCUCUCUCCCCUCUCUCAUCUCUCUCUCCCCUCAUCUCUCCCCUCUCCCAUCUCUCUCUCCCCUUUUCUCUCUCUACCUCCUCAUCUCUCUCUCUCUCUCUCUCUCUCUCUCUCUCUCUCCCCUCAUCUCUCUUUCCAUCUCUCUCUCUGUCUCUCUCCUCAUCUCUUUCUUUCUCCCCAUCUAUCUCUCCUCUUUCUCCCCAUCUCUCUCUCAUCUUCCCUUCUCCCAUCUCUCUCUCUCCCCAUCUAUCUCUCUUCCCAUCUCUCUCUCUUCCCAUCUCUCUCUCUCUUCCAUCUCUCUCUCUCUUCCCAUCUCUCUCUCUCUUCCCAUCUCUCUCUCUCUUCCCAUCUCUCCCUCUCCCCAUCUCUCUCUCUCCAUCUCUCUCUCCUCAUCUCUCUCUCUCCUCAUCUUUCUCUCCCCUCAUCUCUCUCUCCAUCUCUCCCUCUCUCCCCAUCUCUCUCUCCUCAUCUCUCUCUCUCCCCUCUCAUCUUUCUCUCCCCUCUUCUCUCUCUCCCCUCAUCUCUCUCUCCCCUCAUCUCUCUCCCCUCAUCUCUCUCUCUCUCUCCAUCUCUGUCUCCCUCUCCGUGCUCUCAGGUGGUGAUGGAACCUCAUCCAACCGGCUCAAGCCUUUGUUUGUGCUGCCCUCUUUAGGCCACACCGAUGACCUGUCUUCCCACCUUCUCAUUGGAGCAGCCUGGCAAACAGCCGCAUUGUUUUAACAACCCAACCCUGUAUAUAAAUCUGUCCCCAAAUUAGCCAAAAUAGCCUCAAAUCAGAGAGAGCCCACUUAACGCAGAUAGGGGACGGACAACGUUUUAAGAGGGUGACAUUUUUCAAGGCCUCAUGAUUGUUUUGCAUUUAAGAGUUCCUUAACCUGAUCCAUGACCAGGUUGCAUUUCAAAUUCAUCAUUCGUCUGAGGGGGGGGGGGGCCCAGCACAAAAAGAGCCCAGCACAAAAAGAGAACCCGGGAGAUGAAUAAGUGGUAGUAAAUACAUGUUUUACAAUCCAGAGGGAUCCCAGGUGUUAAAUAAACUGAAAUGAAGUGCAGGUCAAUGAAAGAGCUUCUACAUCUCCCCUAUUAGCUUGUCAGGGAAAGCGAGAAGGACGCGGGAAACGAGACCCUAACCUUUUCUUUUCCUGUGAGUUACAUCAUUCAUCUGUCUGGAGAUUGAGGCGUUAUGCGGCUAGCAGAUGCUAUAUUUUGCGGCAACUUUUUUUUUUUGUCCUUACUUAAGGGGAAGCAGUGAAAUCAAAUAUAAAAGAAAGCUGCAAAGUGCCUUUAAUGCAUUAAGGUAAUUCGGCGUGCGCAGCAGGAGAGUUUUAUAAGACUGUCUAAAAGUUGGGAUCAAUCUAAGGAUGUUGGCUUUGAAAAGUCUAAUAAAUCUGCUCUCGCUCUCUAUGCGGAUUGACUCGGGUGCACUGUAGCUAAGUAGUACACUAUCUAACUGACUGUCAGUGUCUGAGAUGGAUGGGAAAAUAAUACCCCUCACGGUUUAUAAUGCAUCAGCGCGUAGCUGUAAUUAAUAGUGUUUGCACACAGACACAUAUCUAAAAUCCUCUACGGCCAGAGAAAGCAUGUGUGUUCAUGAAUGCAGUUUAUAUAUGCAGAAUGUGUGUGUGUCUAUUCCAGACCUCAUGUGAACAGUGCGUUUUGAAUUAAACAUGACUGUGCUGUGUGCAUAUCCAUCGCCUGUGGGUUCUCUGUGCCGAGGAUGCUUCAAUGAUGACCCCUAUGGGCGACCUCUGUGUGUGACCCCCUCAAGGACUUCCUGCCCGAUUAAAGCACGGCAACUCAGGCCCUUGGUGUGACCCCCCCCGCCCCUCGGACACAAGUAUGACUGUAGUUGGUGACCUUUUACCUCUA
This is a messenger RNA of Oncorhynchus keta (chum salmon), 8918 nucleotides long. RefSeq names its product phospholipid-transporting ATPase ABCA1-like. The transcript has 49 exons. The record is from RefSeq and is a predicted model, not a curated record. NCBI's taxonomy places the organism in Eukaryota, Metazoa, Chordata, Actinopteri, Salmoniformes, Salmonidae. Gene Ontology annotation, molecular function: ABC-type transporter activity; lipid carrier activity; ATP binding. Bases 181 to 7704 code for a protein of 2507 amino acids. Gene Ontology annotation, biological process: lipid transport; transmembrane transport. Gene Ontology annotation, cellular component: membrane; intracellular membrane-bounded organelle.